This is a messenger RNA of Clupea harengus (Atlantic herring), 1647 nucleotides long. Its product is annotated as GTPase IMAP family member 8-like. The transcript is spliced from 6 exons. Lineage: Eukaryota; Metazoa; Chordata; Actinopteri; Clupeiformes; Clupeidae. The record is from RefSeq and is a predicted model, not a curated record. Bases 7 to 1647 code for a protein of 546 amino acids.
UGAUGUAUGUUGUUUAUAGGUGAACCCCUGAGAAUCGUGCUGAUUGGAAAGACUGGAGUGGGGAAGAGUGCUGUGGGGAACACCAUUCUGGGGAGAAAAGCGUUUCCCUCACAGCCGUCUGCUUAUUCGGUCACAAAAACUUGUAAAAGAGAAAGUAUGAUUAGUCCCAGACAGAUUGAGGUGAUUGAUACACCUGGUGUUUUAGACACUAGCAGAGCUCCAGAUUAUGUUAAGGAUGAGAUAGUGAAGAGCAUUAAAUACUCAAGUCCAGGGCCCCACGCAUUCCUGCUGGUGAUUCAGGUGGGCCGCUUCACUAAGGAGGAGCAGAAUGCAGUCAGGGCCUUACAGAAGAGGUUUGGGGAAAAGGCUGCAGACUACAUGAUGGUGCUGUUCACUCGUGGUGAUGACCUUGGGGGUAAGACUAUCAGUGACUAUGUAAGCUGUGGUCACGCUAAACUGAGGGAAGUGAUACAGGGCUGUGGUAGACGAUACCAUUUAUUUAACAACCACAGCAGUGACCGCACUCAGGUUGUUGAGCUGGUAAAGAAAAUGGAUGAGAUGGUGGCAGCAAAUGGGGGAAGUUACUUCACUGAGGAGAUGUACGAAGAGACACAGAGGGUCAUGACAGAAAGAGAGCUAUCCAAGAGCUCAGGAUAUGAUGUGUUGUCUAUAGGUGAACCCCUGAGGAUUGUGCUGAUUGGAAAGACUGGAGUGGGAAAGAGUGCUGUGGGGAACACCAUUCUGGGGAGAGAAGCGUUUACCGCACAGCCUUCUGCCAGCUCUGUCACACAAACUUGUACCAGAAAGAGUAUAGUUAUUCCCAGAGAGAUUGAGGUGAUUGAUACACCUGGUAUUUUAGACACUGACAGAGAUGCAGAUGCUGUUAGAGAUGAGAUAGUGAAGUGCAUUAAAUACUCAUGUCCAGGGCCCCACGUAUUCCUGCUGGUGAUUAAGGUGGGUCGCUUCACUAAGGAGGAGCAGAAUGCAGUCAGGGCCUUACAGGAGAUCUUUGGGGAAAAGGCUGUAGACUACAUGAUGGUGCUGUUCACUCGUGGUGAUGAACUUGGGGAUCAGACUAUCAGUGACUAUGUGAACCAAGGUCCCACCAAACUGAGGGAAGUGAUACAGAGCUGUGGUGUACGAUACCAUGCAUUUAACAACCGCAGCAGAGACCGCACUCAGGUUAUUGAGCUGGUGAAGAAAAUAGAUGAGAUGGUGGCAGGAAAUGGGGGACAUUACUUCACUGAGGAGAUGUUCAAAGAGACACAGAGGGUCAUGACAGAAAGAGAGCUAUGGUGGAACUCACCUGAGAUAGACAGGUAUCUUUCUUUCUUACCGCUCCUGUUGACGAAGGUGAAAGGCUUUCAAAAGAUUCUUGAUGAGGAGAUGAACGAUGGGACACAGAGUCUUGAUAUCGAAAAACUCGUGUGUAUCUCCUUGAUCAUGGACUGCACACCGGAAGCCAUCGUAGAAAAGCUUGACCAUCCUCACGAUCUUCUCCGUAGCAAUCUCUUCAAUUAUGUCCUCGAAUUCAAAGCCAUUGUCAUUGUGGAAGAUUUGUAUGAUGGCGUGGGAUUGCAAAUUGCACUACUUGGACUAAUGCUGUUAACAAAGCACGAGUUCAUUGUCGCGACAAAGCCGGUGUAG